Molecule: messenger RNA, 6043 nt
Organism: Exaiptasia diaphana
Lineage: Eukaryota; Metazoa; Cnidaria; Anthozoa; Actiniaria; Aiptasiidae
Exons: 22
Coding region: 159-3614 (1151 amino acids)
Biological process (GO): protein deubiquitination
Molecular function (GO): cysteine-type deubiquitinase activity
Source: RefSeq, a predicted model, not a curated record
UUCCAUGAUGGAGGUCUUAUCCGCGUGGUUCUGAUUCAGAAAUAUUCCCSUUUUUGAAGGUUCUAAACGGCUUAUUUCACCGUUAUAGUACAAAAAUGAGGACUUAAAAACGUUUAACAAUAACAAAAACUACCAAGGCUACGAGAGCCGAAGUUAGAAUGCCCACUCCAACGGUGCAAAAGAGAAAGAAAAAAMCCGGUCCUCCUGUUGGAACUACUUCUAUUUCAAAUGGCAAUGGAGGGAAUUUUACCGAGUCUGCUAUGGACGAAUUCCUAGCAAAGCAGGGCUUAUAUCGUAAACCGAUAGCCAAGGAUGGUUCUUGUCUCUUUAGAGCAGUAUCUGAACAGGUCCACAACUGUCAAGCCAGGCAUCUUGAUGUUAGAAAUCAGUGCAUUGAGUUUAUGCGUAAGAAUAGAAUGCAAUUUGAAGAGUUUGUAGAAGGUCCCUUUGAUCAUCACCUAUACAAGUUAAAGAAUCCAAAGGAAUGGGCAGGCCAAGUUGAGAUCACAGCUUUAUCAAAAAUGUUCAGGAAGGACUUUGUGGUAUACCAGGACAUUAAUGCACCUCCAACCAAAGUGACUGACCAUGGGUAUAAAGACAAGAUCUUGCUGUGUUACUCCAAUGGUAAUCACUAUGACAUUAUCUAUAACAACCAUUAUCAGGAGCAUGCCGCCAUGUGUCAGUCUUUGCUGUUUGAGAUGCUAUACAACAAAGUGUUUGCAACGCUUGACAAGAAAGAGUCUCCAAAGAAAGGAAAACCUAGAGUCAGUAACAGUCAAGAUAACCGCAAAAACAUCAUGGACUUGGUGAAUGGAAAUAUGAUAGAAGAUAACRCUGGAGAUGAUGAAGGCUGGACUGGAGAUGACGAUGGUUGGACUGAAGUCAAGAGUAAAGCUAGAGUUAAACAUGAAAGGCAUUCAAAGUGUAAUGAAGUAGAGGAAGAAAAAGAGCCAGAAGAAAYUAAAAACAAAGGAAACAACRACCAGAAAAAUCUAUGGGAGUUGAAGCGUUCUGUUGACCCUCACCUAUACAGGAACAUCCCAUUGGAAGUUUGGGAGGAGGACAAACAUGUCUUGCAGCAAAAGGAUAUGGCUGUGGCAGUAUCAUUGCAGUUUAAGAAAGACGAACGUUGUUGUGUCAAGCUUGGUCCACCCAUUGUAGGCAAUGAAAAGGUUUUUAAUGCCAUUAUCAAGGAGGACUACACAGGGUCUGGAAGUAUUCUGGUUUAUGUACCAGACCUUGGCAAAAGGCAUACUGUUCCUAUUCAGACUGUCAGUAGUCAACAAAGCCCAGGUUAUAAAGAGUUAAGUGGACAUUAYCAAAAGGAUUUUAAUGCCAAUGGUCCAGCUACUGAAGAAGGUGGUAAAGAUGACAGCAAGUUUAAAAAGAAACGGCCCCCUAGAAAUCGCCGGGGACCAGGAAAGGGUGGAGAUGAAGCUGGAAGUGUUAACGAGGAUGUGCAGCCAAGGGGUAGAGGAAAGCCAAGAGAAAGGAACAGACAUCGCUUUGCUGGACGUAAAGAUGACAGAAACAUGAAAGAUAUGAAAGAAGAAGAAGCAAGAUUUAUGGAAGAGCAAAUCAAGUUAGUUGAACUCCAAGAAAAGGACACCACGGCCUUUCCUGCACUGCCUUCUUCUGGUCAGACAACUUCUCCUGUCGUGAGUCCAGACAAAAAAACCGAAAUAACCAUUUCACCAAUAAAAGAAACUAAAGUACCAGACACUGAAAAAARUCCCUCKCCAGUCAAAGAAAGCACUCCUGCAAAUUUUUGGAGUAAUUUCAACAAGAAGUCACCAAAACAACCCACUGAAGAAACUAAAUCAGUACAAAGCGUCCCUGUCRCCAARCARCAAGAACCAGAGCACACAGACAUGAUAAAUCCUAAUUUAGAAACAGAAGUCCAACAAGGCGAAGAAAACCAAAUUAUACCAGAAUCAUUCAAUAAAAAAGAAAUUAUCCAAGACAAAGAAAUAGAGGACAAUGAGCAUUUGAUUUUCCCUCMAGAAGAAACUUCACACUUUAAAAAACCACUGCAAAUCAAACCUAUCAUGGAUGACUCUCAUCAUGGCAGAACUGGGCCCGUGUUUGAAGUAAAAAUUCCAGAUCAAGAUCUUAUAAAACCAGUGAAAUUAACCCCUGAAAAUCUUAUAGCACAUACCGAAGAAGAGUGUACUAAAUAUUCAAAGCAUAUUGAAGAGGAAAGAAUAGAGGAGCCUAUUGAAGAUGGCCAAGCUGAKGAGAAUAGAGAUGAAGAUGUUGAAGAGCAAGAAGAAAUCCUUCCUGAAAGUCAUAGUAAUGUAGAACUAGCAGUCCAGGAAGCAGCCACAGCUCUUGARGGGUCUGAAAURCARCAGCCAAACAACUUUUCACCUGAAAAACCAUUUCUUCAAGAGCAACCAGAUUUCUCUCAGGAUGAGCAGUCUUUGAAGGGAUCCAAACAACGAGACAAUGCUUUAACACCUGAAAGAAAGACUGUAACUUUUGCUGAAGAAACAAAAGAGAUACCUGAUGUGCCUUAUGGUCAGUCUCAAAAGGGCAUCCUGUUUGUGAAUGGAAACAGAGCAGAACAAGGAUACAAGGCAGUUCCUACAGAUGACUAUUCGUCACUCUCUAAGGAUAACUCCAAACAAGAUUACAUGAUGGUUCAAGAAAACCCAGAUAAAGACCACCAAAUGUUCCCAUCAGGCAUUGCAAAUGAUGGCAUGCAAUCGUCAUCACCCAUAACACAACAACAGUUGAAUCCGUAUGGUUUCUUUCUUCCUCCUAACCUACCUCAGAAUGUACAACUACCUGCUAGACCAUCUAUGGAUCCUAAUGGCUCAGACCUGCCACAAGACAUUCCUACUCUGAGGUAUUUUUUCAAUCUUGGCUACCAAUAUUACUGCCAGAUGGUUACAGCCAAUCAAAUGGCCAAUCAGCAGCUGCCAUUAAUGUACAUGUAUCAGCCUGGUUCAUUACAGGAUCAAAUGAUGCAGCAAGCAGCUCAACCUGUGGUCUCUGUACCGCAACAACAGCUUUAUGGAGGCUUACAGCACCAACAUGCUGCCUUUCAAGCUCAUGGGAUGCAGAACUAUUUUCAUCACAUGACCCCUCCAACAAGCCAAGAAAAUGUUUCRCAGCUGGACCGUAGCGCUGACCGCAGUGCACAGCAGCAACAGCAAGUCCAACCCCAGUCGCAAAUCCAGAUGCCGCAUCAACAGCAAUCAGGGCRCUUUCAACAACAACAGGGUCAAAUGCAGUGGCGAAAUAACCCAGGCGGGAGCAGCAGACAUAUGAAAUUCCAACACCAUAACAUGGGCGCCCAGUCCCACAGGCCUACAAACUGGCAGCAGGGGACUGGUAACCAGCGUCAGCAACACAACAGCAACAAGCAAAACAGAAAGACACAGUCAGGAAAGGCUCGCAAUGAUCACUAUUCCCAGCAUUUCAGCAACCCGCCCCAUGCUCAAAGCAUGUCUCAUAAUGCUGCUGUGAAUUCAUCGUAUUACUCUGUACCAGGUGAACAUCAGACAAAGGCACAUAGUGCAGGAGAGAUGUAUCAUAUGUAUUCCCCUUAUACUACCGUACAACCCGUCAUGCCCCACCCCACCGGCCCUAGGGGGAAUAACUACUAGUCAAUAUCGAGAAAGAAUAAUUAUAAAAUCACUAUUUUUAGUUGGAAAAUAUCUUCUUUUUUCAUGUAAGGAGCCUUCGGCCAUCUUGUCCCUUUGUUUCCUAGGCUCUGAAAGGAGCGAACAAUUCUCUAUGUAAUUUAUGUACAAAACGUCCAGGAAAACACGUUUUGAUUACAGAGUUUCUUAGUGCAUUCUUUAUGUCCGUGAAACACUUCGUAUGAAAUUGCCCAAAUUAAACCGUAGGAGAAAAGGGUUUUGGCACUGAUUUGCACAAUUUGUCAGCAAACCUUUUGACGAAUACAACGAAUGCUCUAUAACAACCUUGCUUUGAUUUCUGUUCCUCUGGCAACUGUUUUCCAUAACAAACAGUUUAAAAAAUACUUAGUUACAUCAGUGUUUGUUGUGCAUUUUUGUAAGUUUAUUUUUCCUUAAAAUAACAAAAAAAUAUAUUAUAUAUAAGGCAUUACUGCCUUGAUUUGAGCAAGAGAUUUUCGGACAUAGCUAGCUGGAUUCAAUGUUAGUAAAAGUGUUUCAUUGAAAGUUUCUUUAUAUUUUAGGUAUAAAUAGACUAGUUUUGUCACAGAAUAACUAUGUUGAUUGACUUUUCAACACGUACYUCUAGCAAGAUUCUGGUAUAUUUUGAAAUAUCAGCCCAAAAUUCAAUUUUGAUGCGUGUAAACUUCCACAACAGGGUCUUUCAAUAUUGCAUUCUUCAUGCUGCCUAGUAAACAUAGAAUUAUUUCAUUUUUUCAAUUUUCAUUGAUAAAACUAUUAAGUCUUGAAGAGAAGAUUGUUGUAACCUAUGUGAAGAAGCGUACUUUUUCGUGUGAACUUAUCUUAUCAAUUGUCAUCAUCUUUUAAUGUGCUCUCAGGUGAAAACCAUUGAAUAUUUUCCUUACUCCGACCACUCGACUCGGUUUCAAUAUCUCGCGACGACUUUAUUUAGUAAGGGAGGGGAGGGUAAUAUGUAUUAGUUGUAAAUGUUUUUGUUCCUAGCGGUUUUUAUACACCUAUGAAAUAAAGACUUUUAUUUUGGAUGGUAAUGGUAAACCUGUGAAAUCAUAAGUGCAUCCAAGUGAAAUCASUUACACUCAACCCGUGAAACAGGAAGUUAGUACCUUAUUUUUGGAGUUGGUUUUCUAUAUUUCAGAAAGAAUAUUACACAGUUGCAAUUAGUGUUUCACGGGUUUAGUGUUAAGUUAAUGCUCUUAUUGUUCUAACCUUUAACAGUGCACUUUGUUUCACGGAUUUUCCAAAUUCACUUGUAGAAAUUAUUUUAUGUUUAUAGUAAAGUACAAACACUAAAAUCGUGAAAAACCAAAUAGUGCGAGAUAGCAUAGUAUAGUGUAGACGAUGGGAAAUAAAGGAAUUAGCAUAAUAUUCAGUACAGUUCAGCUGUAAUUAGUAAAGUAUUUCAUGGUUUUAAUGUUUGCGCUCUAACCGCUAAAAUCUAACUGUUAGUCGACAUUUUUGUUUGUAGAGUGAAGUCAUUAGAGCCGUUAAGCAAAUUUGACUAUUAAARUGUGAUAGUCGAUUACUGACACAUAUAGUCCCCGGCAGUUCGAGGACGAUUAUGGAGUUUUGAGGAAAAUCCAGUUUCCAAGGCCAACUGUCACAUCAAAAUUACUAAGAUUUAAGUAUUCUCUUAUUAUUUGUAAAGCUUUUUGACUUCACUCUGAUACGUUUUGUAUCAUUGUCCAAAAUACGAUAGCACUUUACCCAUGUUCGAAGUAAAACUCCACAGUGAUAUACGGUGGGUGGAGACUUGGCUUACUAUCUAGAUGAACAUGGAUUAAGUGCUUUAAUAGCAGUUCUUAUAAACUCGUGAAAUGCAAGUGAGCUCAUUUGGUACAUCAAAUGGGAUAAGGUAGUUUCAUUUGAAGUUUACGAAUGAAUAAGCAGAUGAUUAUUCUAAAAUGGGCGGUCAUCCAAUUUGAUUUCAUCCACUGAGCCAUAGUUCUCUUGACRCUGAUCAGGAUAGUUAAGGGUUCUGGUUACGAGCCCACAUUCGAUUUUUUUUACAAAAGUCGAAAAACAAGCAUUAAAGACGACAGGAAACAAUAGAUAAUUAUUUUGUUUCACAGGUGCUUCGUCUUCAAUUCUUUUGUGCUCGCCCAUUCGACCGAAAUUUUGAAAAAAGCCUAUGCCCAUUCGACCGAAAUUUUGAAAAUGGCCCAUUCAACAUGGCGGCCAUUAGUAUGUGAAACUGCUGUACACUUUAUUUCACAGGCUCAUAAGACUGGCUAAUGUAGAUCAUAAUAUAGGGUUAUUUCCCACUACAUUAAUUUGGACAUUAACUGUAUAGAUUAAUAUGUAGAUGUAGCUAAUGUAAGAAUAUGUUUGUACUGUGUUGUUUUGUGAAUUAUAGAAGUAAAUUAGUUGUUUAAAAGAAUCAAGAGAAUAUAGAAUACAAACGACUGGACUUUUUA